Glarea lozoyensis ATCC 20868 is the source of this 2094-nucleotide messenger RNA. RefSeq names its product Class II aaRS and biotin synthetase. Lineage: Eukaryota; Fungi; Ascomycota; Leotiomycetes; Helotiales; Helotiaceae. Gene Ontology annotation, molecular function: aspartate-tRNA ligase activity; ATP binding. The record is from RefSeq and is a predicted model, not a curated record. Gene Ontology annotation, cellular component: cytoplasm; mitochondrion. Bases 1 to 2094 code for a protein of 697 amino acids. The transcript has 4 exons. Gene Ontology annotation, biological process: aspartyl-tRNA aminoacylation.
AUGAUUGCUACCUCAUAUGCAAAAAGAAAUAUUUCAUGUCUCAAUCCUCGAGGCUUAACUCGACUAUCAUCGUGGCACAAGACAGCAAGACUCCCAGCGUCAGCCAAUGCCAGCCGUAGGUGUUUUCAUGAUGGUAAAGAUGUUGCGCCGCGACGCAAUACCAAUAUUGCCGAAUCCGAAUACUUGAAAGAGUACAAGGGAGCAUACAAUGUAUCUACCAAUGCCUCUUUUUUCGACUUCGAAAGUAUUACCGAUCAUCUAAAUACAGAAACAGUCGCUGCUGGGUUCUUGGUCAGCACGAGAAGACUCUCCGACUCUCUGUUAUUUGCCACACUACGAAAGGGCAUUGGAAAGGAUGUGCAAAUAUUAGUUCGAGACCCGGAAAUGGUGAAGAAGGUCGGCUCGACAAAUCUAUAUAGUGCUGUCAGUGUAACGGGGACAUUACAACUAAAGCGCCAACCAAAGAAUAAAGCAGAGGGCUCUAAAGAAGGACCAGCGACGGCUAAAGACGUAGAACUUGUUGCAGAGGAGUUUGUAUGUCUAAAUUCGUUCAGCGAAGACAUUCCAUCUGGACCAGACCGUGUACACCCACCUACAAGCCGACAUUUACAAAUCCGAUUCGACCCCAAACUUCAAGCAGCCAUUUUAUUUAGAUCAGAAGUGUUGAAGUUCGCUCGCAAAGGGUUGGCAGACUUUACAGAGGUCGAAACGCCAAUCCUCUUCAAGUCCACCCCAGAGGGCGCAAGGGAAUUUCUUGUUCCAACAAGAAGGGCAGGACGUGCAUACGCUCUUCCACAGAGUCCUCAACAGUACAAACAAAUAUUAAUGGCAAGUGGUAUUGAGAAGUAUGUGCAAUUCGCUCGAUGUUUUCGUGAUGAGGACCUCCGGAGUGAUAGGCAACCAGAGUUUACUCAGAUUGAUUUGGAGAUGGCAUGGACGGACGGAGAGGGCGUGAUGAAAAGGGUUGAACAGUUCGUUAAAGACCUGUACUGCAAUGUUACUCAUCCAGCUUUCUCUCUUCCAUCGUUAGACCAAGCUCCAUUUUACCGGAUGGAUUAUGAUGAAGCCAUGACAGAGCAUGGCUCUGAUAAGCCGGAUCUUCGAAUACCAGGUUUAAUUCAUCGUAUCGAUCAUAUCGUUCCAAAACAACUUCUUGGGAUGAUAACCCAUCUUGAAAAUCCCAUUAUUGAAGCCUACAAGAUUCGACUGGACGGAACCCCGCAAACUAUACAGACAUUCUUACGAGAUUUUUUCAAAACCACUGAAGGUCAGAUAUUUGACCAGAACCCACACGGUGUGCCUGGUAUCUCGAUAUACGAUCCUCGUAAACCUCUGGAAGGCCUACAAACAUUUGGCUUCGAGGGCGCUGAGUUGAUCAAAGAUUUCUACGGUUCACUUCCAAAAGGGCGGCUCGAUAGCGAGGAGGAGCACAAGAUUGCAUCGACUCUUGAUGAAGGCGAUCUUCUUCUCCUACAAGCACGUUCGGACCUUUCACACUCAGGGGGUUCGACACCGCUUGGAGAUCUCCGUCGCGCAAUUUACCAAGCUGCCGUUUCAAGAGGUUUAUUGAAGGCAGAUCCUCGCCAUCUCUAUCUGUGGGUUACUGGCUUUCCAAUGUUCACCCCAGAGAACGGGGUUGAUCCAGGCCAAGGAGGUAGAUCCAAGUUCUCAGCGACGCACCAUCCAUUUACGGCUCCGAAGACUGCAGCGGACGUCGAUCUCCUCAUCUCUAACCCUCUAAAAGCGAAAGCAGAUCAUUACGACCUCGUCGUCAACGGCGUCGAACUCGGCGGCGGAAGCCGAAGAAUCCACAGUGCUGAAAUGCAAAAGUUCGUCAUGCGAGACGUUCUUAAAAUGCGUGAUGAGCGAAUCAACGAUUUCGAUCAUCUUCUCAAAUCUCUGGCCGCUGGAUGUCCUCCACAUGCGGGCUUUGCUUUUGGUUUCGAUCGUCUUAUGGCUGUCUUGUGUGGUACGGAUUCCGUACGUGAUGUUAUUGCGUUUCCGAAGAAUGGGAGUGGAGAUGAUUUGAUGGUUGGGAGUCCUGGUAAGAUAGGUUCAGAUGAUUUGAAACCGUAUCAUUUGAAACGGGAUUGA